CUUUGUUCCAGAUUACAUAUGUUGUUGUCAUGUCCGUAACGUCCUUGUUGACUUGCAGUUUUGUCUUACUUGGUGAAGUGAAACCUUAGUAGCCUAUGACGCAGGCUUCCUUAAAUCUGGAGAACAAAUAAAUCCCCGAGCAACUUGAAAUUGGGGAAUUUGUCAAGUUUCGAGGCGGCUGCCAUCAUCUGAACACGACGCAAAAUCUACGUAUGUUAAGUGUUAUGGCUUUCCAAGGAGUCUGUCAUUAUGAGGUUAAAAGCUGUGGUUAAGAAGUCAAAACAUUCUUCAAGAAGGCUACUUCCUCUGUCCUUUUUUUGCAACGUGCCAACUAAAAUCCAUUAAUUCAACUUGAAAUGGAGAUGUGCAUUAUAACCGAGAUACAAAUAUGAGGAGUUUCUGUCAUCAAGGGAGUUUUUAAACUGUGGAGUCGGUUCUUAGUGGUCAUUGGGCAGCAGGGGAUUGAAUUGCAUUUUAUUUAUUUUUGCAAACGUAAAAUAGAUGGACGGUCCCUUCUUGGUUUGUUUUGGGAUCGGAAUGUCUCCGAUGCCAAGAAUUCCAGUAUGUUCAUUCCAAGUCUGAGGAGAGUGAACAUGAGCUGCUCCCUGUUAAAGACGGUCUCAAACGCGUGAUGUCAUCGAAUAUAAAGUCUGGAGCCGCUCCAUCGACUAUGAAUGGGAGACUGAUCAUGUGGGUGCAAAGAAUGGGUUUCUUUACAUACCCAAAUGAGCUCCAUUCUAUUGUUGUGUUAAUUUACCCAUAUAUUUAACAUGUCAUUUACAACAUUUUUAUCAAUUCAUUGUCAAUGGACACAUAUACAUAUUUGCCUUUUUUUUAACUUUAGCUUUUGUAUUUGGGAGAGUUAUUCAUGUUUACUUACAUUUGUGGGGGUUCUUAAACCACAGGUAUAGCAGAAACCCAGAGAAUUUGCCCCUUUCUUAAAUGAUAUGGUUUCAGUACAUGAUGCAAUAUCUUAAAUAAGCCCUGGUCAUACAGAUUUUCAGGGCUUUUAAAGUCACUUAAGGGAGCAAUGUGUGACGUCUAGCUACCUGCUUUAAAUAAACAAGAGGCGUCUUUUAAAAUCGACGACUGGGUCCAUCAAAUGUAAAUCCCAGGAGGGGAGCAGAGCUGAAACUGGCUGAAACUCUCCUGUGUAACGGGAACAACUGAAAGCUUGUUGAUCCGGUGGGGGUUUAGGGCAGUCCUCCUCUAUCAGACCCCCGAGUGCUGGGCUUUGUGCUCGCUGAAUUUGAAUAUAAUGCACCCCGGUUGGUGUUGAAUAUCAAUUAUAGGAUCGUCUUGUUUGCUGUUCUCUCCCUGAUCACCUGUGUGGAGGAAAUGACGCGCAGAUUUUUACAGAAACUCUUUUGCAGAAAGGUCCCAUUAGCUUUUUUUUUUUUAGGAGUAAAUAGUCAAGAGGCCUGUUUUUUAUUUACAUUUUUUUACAUUCUGUUUUUCUACAAUGAGCCGUGCAAGCUGGGGAAUCGACGCCCUCUCCCGUGACCUUUCCAAAACGCCCUCCUCGGAACGCCCCACGUGACUUUAUUCUCAAGGAGAAAACCUGAACACAGCACACCCUUUGCUCACAUCUCUGCACUUGCGGAGGUUUUGCUGUAGGGUGACAUCAUCGCUGAGAUUCACCGGCACGUUAUGGCCGUGCGUCGCGAUACACGUGCACCCGUAGACAAUGAGCCGGGACUCUUUUCUCCUGCAGAUUAUUACAGCUCCCGGGAGGCCUCCUCCAGGAGCGAGACAAAGGGGCCAAGUGGCAUGGCAUCCCGACCCUGCUGCAGAGGCUCUACGAGAGCAGCCAUCCCAACAGCGACCUCUCCAAUGCCCACAGCUUUCUUAAGGUAUUAUCAUCCCAACUCUCCAUGGAGGCCAUGUCUUUUGUCACGGAGGACAGGAAGACUGCUCAGGAAUCUACCUUCCCCAACACGUACACCUUUGACCUCUUUGGUGGAGUCGAUCUGCUUGUGGAGAUCUUGAUGAGACCCACGCUAACUAUGCAGAAAAAGAAAAAAAAUUUGAACGAUGACUUGGUCAAGGACUGCCUUAGUGUGCUCUACAACUGUUGUAUAUGUACGGAGGGGGUCACAAAAAGCCUGGCGGCGAGGGACGACUUUGUGCUGUUCCUCUUCACCCUGAUGACGAACAAGAAGACUUUCCUACAGACCGCUACCCUAAUUGAAGAUAUUCUCGGAGUCAAAAAGGAGAUGAUCCACUUAGAGGGCAUCCCCAACCUGUCGGGCCUGGUCCAGAGCUUCGACCAACAGCAGCUGGCCAACUUCUGCCGCAUCCUGUCGGUCACCAUCUCCGAACCCGACGUCGGGAACGACGACAAGCACACCCUCCUGGCCAAAAACGCACAGCAGAAAUGCAUCGCCAGCCCGUCCCGGGCAGAGGUCAACCAGGUAACCCUGCUGAACAUCCCCGGCUUCAUCGAGCGGUUGUGUAAGCUGGCCACCAGAAAGGUGUCCGAGGCCACCGGAGCCAACUUCCUGCAGGAGCUGGAGGACUGGUACACAUGGCUGGACAACGCGCUGGUGCUGGACGCCCUCAUGCAGAUGGCCACCGAGGAGGCUGAACAAAGUAGUACAGAGUCCUCAGAUGAGAGCUCCCUGGCCACCAGCCCUCUGAGACAUCGGCUGCCCCAGUCGAUGAAGAUCGUCCAUGAGAUCAUGUACAAGGUGGAGGUGCUCUACGUGCUCUGCGUCCUCCUUAUGGGCCGACAGAGGAACCAGGUCCACAAGAUGCUGGCUGACUUCCGUCUCAUCCCGGGACUCAACAACUUGUUUGACAAGCUGAUCUGGAGGAAAUACACGGCCACGAACCAUGUGGUCCACGGCCAGAAUGAGAACUGCGACUGUAGCCCUGAAAUAUCCUUCAAAAUCCAGUUCCUGCGACUACUUCAGAGCUUCAGUGACCACCACGAGAACAAAUACCUGCUGCUGAACAGCCAGGAGCUCAAUGAGCUGAGUGCCAUUUCCAUGAAGGCCAACAUCCCCGAGGUGGAAGCGCUGGUCAACACGGACAGAAGCCUGGUGUGUGACGGGAAGAAGGGCCUCCUCACGCGCCUCCUCACCGUGAUGAAGAGGGAGCCCCCAGACUCGUCAUUCAGAUUCUGGCAGGCAAGGGCAGUGGAAAGUUUUCUCCGAGGCGCCACCUCCUACGCAGACCAGAUGUUCCUCUUGAAGAGGGGACUCCUCGAGCACAUCCUGUUCUGCAUCAUCGACAGCGGUUGCACGUCAAGAGACGUCCUGCAGAGCUACUUCGAUCUGCUGGGCGAGCUCAUGAAGUUCAACAUCGACGCCUUCAAGAGAUUCAACAAAUACGUCAACACCCCGGAGAAGUUCGAGGCCUUCAUGACGCAGAUCAACAGUUCUCUGGUGGACUCCAACAUGCUGGUGCGCUGCAUCGUCCUCUCGCUGGACCGCUUCGAGAGCCAGACUGAAGACGUCAAAGUGGUGGAGGUGCUUUCUGAAUGCUGCCUGCUGUCCUACAUGGCCCGGGUCGAGAGCCGGCUGUCCUUCCUCUUCCGGCUGAUCAACAUCAUCAACGUACAGACGCUCACACAGGAGAACGUGAGCUGUUUGAACACCAGCUUGGUGAUCCUGAUGCUGGCCAGAAGAAGGGCCAAGCUGCCCUUCUACCUCAACGCGCUGCGGGAGAAGGAGUACGCCGAGAAGUACCCGGGCUUCCUGCUCAACAACUUUCACAACCUGCUGCGCUUCUGGCAGCGCCAUUACCUCAACAAGGACAAGGACAGCACCUGUCUGGAGAACAGCUCCUGCAUCCCCUUCAGCUACUGGAAGGAGACGGUGUCGGUGCUGCUGGGCGCCGAUAGGACUUCGCUGUGCGCCAUCGCGAGCUACAUCGACGAGCCCUUCAUGGAUCUGGACAGAGACCUGCUGGAAGAUUGACCUCCUGUGUGUGUGUGUGUGUGUGUGUGCACUCGGUGCCGGGGGGAGGAAGGGGGAGGGGCAGACGGUCACAGGGAGCAUGGACACCUGAAGCUGGUGCAGACUCCGCUGAGCCCUCCGGGCGCUUUGUGACUGCGUCCCGGAUGUAAAGGCUCGCCUGUUGAGAACCUUCUUUUUUUUUUUUUUUUUUUCGCAUCGAGGCCGUCGUCGCAGACGUGCCGGGACGGGACGUAAUUUUUCCCGGCCGGUCGUCCUCCUCACUAAGUUACCGACCUCUUCUUCGAAGGCGCGGCAAUAAAAAAAGGACCUUAGCGAAAAUGAAACCCCGCAUUGGUUGUUUUGCUUUAGGUGAUAUUCAAAUAGAGCCUUUUAUAUAACCUAUACAAAAUUCUAUGAAGUAAAAAAAAAAAUGUGUAUGAUUCAACAAAGUAUAUGCUCGAAGAAAAAAAAAAAAGAUUCUUUUCACGUGGACAUUGUGCAGAUCCUGUGGUGAGUCACCGGCUACCUGCACACUCUGACUCCACCCCCACUGAGGGGGGGGGGGGAUUGGUGGAGGCUUUUUUGUUGUUGUCGCAGGGGUCUUCACAGCAUUUUCAUUUAACCGUCUAUGGGUCUAUUUUAUUAGGCGGCCAUUGUGGCUCUACGGCUCGACUCGGCACCUUUCGGUAGCUCGUGGGCCGGCAGACACGUUUUCACAAAUCACACGGGGGGGGGGGUGGGCUCACCUGAAAGCAUCCACCUCACGGGGGGGGGGGGGGAGGAGACUCCUCUUCCUCUCACCUGAAAGCAUCCACCUCGUUGUGGCUUCACCCCAGGGACUUGUUUUCUUUACCAGGUUUAUUAUUUUUUGUAGAUUUCCUUUUUUUGUCUUAUUGAAAACAAUGGCUUUUAGCUCUGGAUGAACUGUAGAAUAAAACAUUGCACAGAUUACAUUGUUUUUAUUGUUUAGUUUAUAUUUUACCACAUUUUUGUCGAUUUAAAAAGAAAAGAAAAAACAUUUUCAUUUUGUAACUGAACUUGUAUCCAUUGUUGUGAGAGAUGCUUUGGUAAAGAGAAUAAACUAUGCAGGCGCUAGUGUUAAGAAACCCA
Pseudoliparis swirei is the source of this 5012-nucleotide messenger RNA. RefSeq names its product transient receptor potential cation channel, subfamily C, member 4 associated protein a (gene trpc4apa). The transcript has 18 exons. Gene Ontology annotation, molecular function: phosphatase binding. Gene Ontology annotation, cellular component: Cul4A-RING E3 ubiquitin ligase complex. The record is from RefSeq and is a predicted model, not a curated record. Gene Ontology annotation, biological process: ubiquitin-dependent protein catabolic process. Bases 1875 to 3923 code for a protein of 682 amino acids. Lineage: Eukaryota; Metazoa; Chordata; Actinopteri; Perciformes; Liparidae.